Molecule: messenger RNA, 2172 nt
Organism: Haliotis rubra (blacklip abalone)
Lineage: Eukaryota; Metazoa; Mollusca; Gastropoda; Lepetellida; Haliotidae
Product: methyltransferase-like protein 27
Exons: 6
Coding region: 415-951 (178 amino acids)
Molecular function (GO): S-adenosylmethionine-dependent methyltransferase activity
Source: RefSeq, a predicted model, not a curated record
UUCCACUUGUACACAGUUGUGGGUCGUGCCGAAGGUGUUCGCAAGAUUAACAGAGCAUAAAGUGCAACCACCGAUGCGGUUCUCUCUGUUUGUAGUGAGAGUUUAUGCUGUACUCUGCUUUUAUAUAUGACCAUCCACCUGUUACUUGGUAUCCAGUUCAUUUCACUGAUUUCUCAGGCAGGCAGGUGACGGCAAGGGGCUACUAACAGGUAUCCAGGGUUCGCUCAGAGGUUCAUCGUCAAGAAUUCCCCAGCCAGACCUGAAUACAUUGCCAGGCGGAGUUAUCGGAGAUGGAGAGAACAACAUUUACAGAAGUGGAAAAGGAAGAGGCGGAAAGAUGUUUUCAAUUCCCGGUAGAAAAGGGUCUGGAUAAUGAUGCCAUUGUCAAGAGGUUCGACUGCGUAGCUGAGAAGUAUGAUAAGAUGCAAUCUACAUAUGGUUACAGCUUGCAGAAGUGGAUGGCGUCUAGCUGCUCUAUAUACCCACAACCGAAAAUCUGUCUCCAUCUUGGAUGUGGCUGCAGGGACGGGCUUGGUCUCUUGUGAGAUGCGAAAACAAGGAUUCCUACACAUUGAUGGUCUGGAACCAUCAGAAAGGAUGCUGGAACAGGCCAAGAAAAACAACUUAUAUGAGAGAUAUAUCUGUGACAUUCUUGCUGACAAGACUCUGGACAUUGCUGACGACACAUAUAAUAUAGUGACUGUGGUCGGUCUCAGCUCUGAAAUAUUCUCUACAUUGCCCAUCAAGGCAUUCGAGGAGCUGGUGCGUAUCACGAAAUCAGGAGGCCAUAUUCUGAUGAAUCAUUACGACUACAUCUUCCAAAGAGAUGUCCUCCGUGCGAACCUCGCCAUUCUUGAGGACAGAGGACUGUGGAAACUAGAGGACAAGCAAAUUAAGCCCAACACCGCCCACGGGUUUACUGGUCAUUUGCACGUUUAUAACGUUUUGUAGUCCAACACCAAGAGAAAACUCAAUUCUUUCACGAGUGACUUGCGUUGGUUAAAUGGUGUGUAUUGCAGGCAGGGUAAUGACGUGUGUUAACGUGAUAUGGACUUCAACCCUAGACCUUCACCUUUCUCUUUUUUAGGCCGUCACAUAUAGUUAUUCCUUAGAGCUGUCAAGCAUCAGUGAAAUGGAACCGCACCGUCCAGAUGAUCUUAUCAUGUCUUUGUUUUUUAAUUGAACCUAACUCAAGGUAGCGUCUAUAACAUUAAACAUGAACUGUACUGGUGAUUUGGGAAUAUAUUCAAAGAAGACUUCUGCUUCGAUUCAAUUUUCAAAAUAUAAUAGGGUCUUUGAAACUUAAUGAACUUGUGUUUUGGAGUAUUUACAUUAACAACGUUUCAAACACUGUACUGGUUAUGUGGCUCCAAAUUCAUUUUAACCCCAAGUCUUCACUGAAACAUCAAAUUCCCCAUCCACAGAUUACGUUUAACACACUGUGGCAGGUAUGAGUGAUGGUUAUAUUGUUAUGAGGGUGUGGUUUUGUUAAUGGUGAUGUCACAUUGAUAUACUUUUAGUUAUUAUGGGUCACACAAUUUUAGCGCUGCGUGUGGAUUUCAACUAACACCUUGAACUUAGUAUUUUCACCUGUUAAGAGUAAGUUAGAGUUACAUCCCCUUCGUUUUGCUUCCGGUGGACGCUGUAGCUAUGGGAGGAAUUCAGUAAUUUCUAAAAAGUGGUCGUGUGGCAUGGCGGUUGUAAGAAAAGUCUAGAACUGUAUAAUAGGUACAUAAGGGAUGGUUGCUUAAGUGUAUGAAUGGACUACUGCUUUGAAUAUACGCUUAUCUGUCUGCUAACAUUGACGUUUCAAGACUGAGCUCUCAACUGGCCUCGUCCACAUUGAACUUUCAACAGCUGUCAACAAUCUUCAAUCAGUACAUCUUUUUUUCUGGGAAUGUCAACACUUUUGUGAGUUAAUAUUUCAGAUUUCUGAUCCAAAAGUAUUGUACUAGAAACCUGUACUGUCAUUCAUUGUACCGGUGUUUAUUCAUUACACAACUGAACAUUAUAGACAUCCUCGUCUGUGGUUAUAUUUUGCUGGUUUAAAGGGGACUCACAAGCCUUUAUCACUGUAAUUUCCAAACUGUAACAAUAUGAAGUUAAAUAUGGGUUUUUUUUUGUAGUUCUUCAAAACCUCUCUAAAAUCGGCUUUUUGUGACACAGUCUGAG